Molecule: messenger RNA, 726 nt
Organism: Aspergillus ibericus CBS 121593
Lineage: Eukaryota; Fungi; Ascomycota; Eurotiomycetes; Eurotiales; Aspergillaceae
Gene: xgeA
Product: putative endoglucanase
Exons: 2
Coding region: 1-726 (241 amino acids)
Biological process (GO): polysaccharide catabolic process
Molecular function (GO): cellulase activity
Source: RefSeq, a predicted model, not a curated record
AUGAAGGUUCUCGCUCUUUCUGCUCUCCUUUCUGUGGCCACGGCCGCCUCCGUCGCCCGCCGCAGCGACUUCUGCGGCCAGUGGGACACCGCCACCGCGGGUGACUUCAUCCUGUACAACGACCUCUGGGGUGAAGACAACGCCUCCAGCGGCUCCCAGUGCACCGGUGUCGACUCCGCCAGCGGCGAUGAGAUCGCCUGGCACACCAGCUGGUCCUGGGAGGGUGGCAGCAGCGACGUCAAGAGUUACGCCAAUGCUGCCCUGCAGUUCACCGGCACUCAGCUGAACUGCAUCUCCAGCAUCCCCUCUAGCUGGAAGUGGUCUUACUCUGGCUCCAACCUCGUGGCCGACGUGUCGUACGACAUGUUCCUGGGCUCGACCGCCGAUGCCUCGUCCAAUGAGUACGAGAUCAUGGUCUGGCUUGCUGCCCUGGGUGGUGCUGGCCCUAUCUCUUCCACUGGCACCACCGUCGCCACCCCGACGAUCAACGGCAUCACCUGGAACCUGUACUCCGGCCCCAACGGUGACACCACCGUCUACAGCUUCGUCGCUCAGUCCACCACCGAGAGCUUCUCCGGUGAUCUGAUGGACUUCUUCACCUACCUGAUCGACAACGAGGGUGUCUCUGACAGCCUGUACCUGACCACCCUUGAGGCGGGUACCGAGCCCUUCACCGGCAGCAACGCCAAGCUGACCGUCUCCUCCUACUCCGUGUCGAUUGAGUAA